AUGGGUCAGAAGCGGGUGCUGGGAUUCACCGAAGCUGACGCAGCGCACACGAUCGUCGAGGCCCUGAGUCUGCCCCUGGAACCAGACGAGUUCAUGGUGGCGGUGGACUGCAUAUACAAGGAGAUGGCCCCCAGCGCCCAGUUUAUGCCCGUUGAGCACGAAUGGGCCAAUUAUGGUGCCGAAAGGCUUGUGCGUCACCUACACGAGCAUGCUGUGCCCAUGGCCAUUGCGACCGGUUCUGCUGCGCCCUUGUUCGACCUGAAAUUGACGCGACACCAUGAUGUGCUGGCUUUGUUCCAUCACGUUGUCUGCGCGGGUGAGAACCCCGAAGUUAAGCGUGGCAAACCACACCCAGAUAUAUUCCUCGUCGCGGCGUCUAGGUUCGACGGGAAACCACCAUCGGAGAAGGUUCUGGUGUUUGAAGACGCGGUCAACGGCGUGACGGCUGCCCUGGCUGCCGGAAUGCAGGUUGUCAUGGUUCCCGAUCCUCGCAUCGACGAAGAGCACCGGCGUAAGGCCACUACUUGCGUGACCUCGCUGCUUGAGUUCAAGCCCGAGCUAUUUGGUCUCCCAGCUUUCUACACUCCUGCACAGGACCCGAAGAAACUUAAGCCAACUUCCAGUGGACCGUCGUUGCUGCAUCACUCCCUGACCGGUGCAGGCCUUCCGACUUGA
Rhipicephalus microplus (southern cattle tick) is the source of this 675-nucleotide messenger RNA. RefSeq lists its product as uncharacterized. The record is from RefSeq and is a predicted model, not a curated record. Gene Ontology annotation, molecular function: phosphatase activity. Lineage: Eukaryota; Metazoa; Arthropoda; Arachnida; Ixodida; Ixodidae.